UAGCGCCACCAGCAGGCAGGGGAUUUAGAAGGGACGGGGCCGCAAGCAGAAACUGCAAUUCCCAGAAUGCAGCGCAGGGUUUCCGGUUUCCGGCGAGAGGACCGGAGUGUGUUUACACCGGCGGCUCUGCGGCCGGGUUCCUUCCGCGGGACGGGGAGAAAGAGAGAGCGCGAAAGAGAGAGGAUGUCUCUCUCAGAUUGGCAUCUGGCGGUGAAGCUGGCCGACCAGCCGCUUGCCCCAAAGUCUGUUCUUCAGUUGCCGGAGUCAGAGCUGGGUGAAUACUCACUGGGGGGCUAUAGUAUUUCAUUUCUGAAGCAACUCAUUGCUGGAAAACUCCAGGAGUCUGUUCCAGACCCUGAGCUGAUUGUUCUCUUUUUAGAUCUGAUCUACUGUGGUCGGAAGCUUAAAGAUGACCAGACCCUUGACUUCUACGGCAUCCAACCUGGGUCCACAGUCCAUGUUCUGCGCAAGUCCUGGCCCGAGCCUGAUCAGAAACCAGAGCCUGUGGACAGAGUGGCUGCCCUGAGGGAGUUCCGGGUGCUGCACACUGCCCUGCACAGCAGCUCCUCCUACAGGGAGGCGGUCUUUAAGAUGCUCAGCAAUAAGGAAUCUCUGGAUCAGAUCAUUGUGGCCACCCCAGGUCUCAGCAGUGACCCCAUUGCCCUCGGUGUUCUCCAGGACAAGGACCUCUUCUCUGUCUUCGCUGAUCCCAGCAUGCUUGAUACGUUGGUGCCUGCUCACCCAGCCCUGGUCAAUGCCAUUGUCCUGGUUCUGCACUCGGUGGCGGGUAGCACCCCACUGCCAGGAGCUGACUCCUCUUCGAGGAGCAUGCCCUCCAGCUCGUACCGGGACAUGCCAGGUGGCUUCCUGUUUGAAGGGCUCUCUGACGAUGAGGACGACUUUCACCCAACCUCCAGGUCCACGCCUUCUAGCAGCACACCCAGCUCCCGCCCAGCCUCCCUGGGGUACAGUGGAGCUGCUGGCCCCCGGCCCAUUACCCAGAGCGAGCUGGCCACUGCCCUGGCCCUGGCCAGCACUCCGGAGAGCAGCUCUCACACGCCGACUCCUGGCACCCAGGGCCAUUCCUCAGGGACCUCACCAAUGUCCUCUGGUGUCCAGUCAGGGACACCCAUCACCAACGAUCUCUUCAGCCAAGCCCUACAGCACGCUCUGCAGGCCUCUGGGCAGCCCAGCCUUCAGAGCCAGUGGCAGCCCCAGCUGCAGCAGCUGCGUGACAUGGGCAUCCAGGACGAUGAGCUGAGCCUGCGGGCCCUGCAGGCCACUGGCGGUGACAUCCAAGCGGCCCUGGAGCUCAUCUUUGCCGGAGGAGCCCCGUGAACUCCUGCUCCUCCUGACCCCCCAGCAAACUGCCAAGGCGGCUGCCCGUGGGAGGCACUCCUGAAGGUGCCCCAUCUCUCCUCUCCCCAAUACAUCUGAUGGUCGACCUUC
This is a messenger RNA of Acinonyx jubatus (cheetah), 1449 nucleotides long. RefSeq names its product ubiquitin like 7 (gene UBL7). Gene Ontology annotation, biological process: ubiquitin-dependent protein catabolic process. The transcript has 11 exons. Gene Ontology annotation, molecular function: polyubiquitin modification-dependent protein binding. Lineage: Eukaryota; Metazoa; Chordata; Mammalia; Carnivora; Felidae. The coding region runs from base 67 to 1338 and encodes 423 amino acids. Gene Ontology annotation, cellular component: cytosol. The record is from RefSeq and is a predicted model, not a curated record.